Molecule: messenger RNA, 1359 nt
Organism: Maudiozyma saulgeensis
Lineage: Eukaryota; Fungi; Ascomycota; Saccharomycetes; Saccharomycetales; Saccharomycetaceae
Source: the annotation of a GenBank genome assembly
AUGUCAUCACUAGUACCACAUAUAAGUCCUUUGGCCUAUAAUAGCUCCUAUAAUCCAGGUGAAAGUUUAUUGACUUUCACCUCUAUUUAUGGUGAAGGUACAGACAUUACAUUUAAUCAAAUGCAAGAUUUGGUAGACAAAAAGAUGAGACAAGCUAUUAUGUUUGGUGUAAGAUGUGGAGCAGCUACCUUGACAAUCAUUAUAAUGUGGAUGAUUUCAAAGAGAAAACAUACUCCAAUUUUCAUUAUUAACCAAGUUUCAUUAGUACUUAUUGUUAUUCAUUCCGGUCUAUACUUCAAAUAUUUAUUGUCAUCAAUUUCAUCGCUUGCAUAUUCACUAACAGGGUUUCAACAGGUAGUCACAAGAUAUGAUAUACAUAUAUAUGGUGCUGCAUCAAUUUUUCAAGUUCUAUUGGUUGCCUCGAUUGAAUUGUCGUUAGUAUUCCAAGUAAAAAUUAUGUUUGCAGGUAUCACACAAAAGAAAAUUGGUUAUCUGGCCCUAUUAAUAUCGAGUUGUUUAGGUAUUACUACAGUAGCCGUAUAUUUCACGACUGCAAUUAAAAGUAUGAUCUCGGUAUAUCAAGGUGUUAGUAAUGAUUAUUCUAAAUAUUUCAAUAUUGCUACCAUUUUACUUUCAUCAUCAAUUAAUUUCAUGACUUUUAUCCUUGUCGUAAAAUUACUAUUUGCUCUAAGAUCAAGAAGAUUCUUAGGUUUAAAGCAAUUUGACAGUUUGCAUAUUCUACUAAUCAUGACCUGUCAGUCGUUAUUAAUUCCAUCUAUUCUCUUUAUUUUGGCUUACAGUUUAGAUGCACACAAUGGUACAGAUGUGUUAACAACUGUUGCUACUUUAUUAGUUGUAUUGUCCUUACCUCUUUCUUCAUUGUGGGCUACUUCGAAUAAUAAUGUUUCAAAUUUGAAACCUAUGGAGACAGAUUACUCCCCUGACGAAGGUAGGUUUUAUCCAAACUAUAACAACAAUAAUCAUUUUGGAGGUGAAAGUAUCAAUUCUGAUAACAAAUAUAGUAUUAAAUCAAAAUUACGUUCUUUUUAUCCUCAAUCAAAUAAUAAAUUUUCAUCAGACACUUUAACACAUAAUUCACUGACUAUGGGAGUCUAUGAUGUUGAAAAGAAUGGUUAUUCGCCUGAGAGUUCUGUACAGGACAGAAGUUCAAGUGAACAAGAAAGUAUAAUUUUAAAGGAUACUGAAAAAACACCAAUAACAGUCAGAGAGAAAACUUUAACCAAACAUUUAACCAAGACGACAGAAUGUUCAUCAGAUAUUUAUACUCCUGAUACCCUUGCUGACGAAUCAACCCGUAAUUUUUGGGUAAAUGAUAGAAACAACAGCAUAGAUGGUUAA